UCUCUCUGGGUUGACCGUUGCUUAUAGGCUCGCACUCCAACUGUUCGAUGUUUUGCGCCACAGAGACUAACCUGUUCUCGCAAAAUGCAAAGGAAAACCACGAUGCUGCGCUUUCACCAACUUCUGAAAACCUCUCCUCCGUGUGAAUCACAAGCGCAUGCAUUGUCAUCUCCAAUCCCAUGUCACAGAAAAGCCUCCAUGUGGGUCCCGGUGAAGCACAAAUCCAGCGGAGGAAGAAGACCCAAGAGGAAAGUCUACCACAGAGUCCACGAACUUGACAAAGUCAUGGACUUUCAGAAAAAGCCGGCCUUGAUUUUGCAGCUGAAAUCUAUUAUUCAGUCGCAAAAGCACCAAUCUCUCCUUCUCAGGGAUCUCGAGAAAGAAGUUGGGUUUGUUCAGAAAUGGAACUUCAUGGCUGCCAUAGAAAAAUAUCCUUCAAUCUUCUAUGUUGGUGGUGGUAACAGAACGCCCCCUUUUGUUACACUCGCUGAAAAAGCUAAAAAAGUUGCUAGAGAAGAAGCUGAAGCUAAGGAUUUGAUGGAACCCAUUUUGGUUAAAAACUUGAGGAAGCUAUUAAUGCUGUCAGUUGAUUGCCGGGUCCCUCUGGAAAACAUUGAAUUCAUUGAUUCCGAAUUGGGUUUGCCGAAUGAUUUCAAGAAAUCAUUGCUUCCAAAGUACCCUGAAAUUUUUUCGGUCAAGGAACUCAAUGGCAAACUUUAUCUUCAUUUGGAGAAUUGGGAUUCUUCAAUAGCAGUCACAGCUCGUGAGGAACAAUUAGGUGGUGAAUUAGGUGGUGAAGGGAUUUCUGCUCCUUCUGGAUUGGGAAACAAGGUUAGAAUAUCAAAAGAUGGUAACUUUCUAGGUCCCCAUGCAUUUAGAAUGAGUUUUCCUGCUGGUUUUAGGCCAAACACUAGCUAUCUUGAGCAACUUGAAAGGUGGCAGAAAAUGGAUUUCCCUUCCCCUUAUUUGAAUGCCAGGAGAUUUGACAUUGCUGAUCCGAAAGCCAGGAAGCGGGUGGUAGCGGUGCUCCAUGAGCUUCUCAGCUUGACAAUGCAGAAGAGGAUGACAUCUGCUCAAUUGGAUGCGUUUCACUCAGAGUAUUUCUUGCCCUCUAAAUUGCUGCUCUGUCUGAUAAAGCAUCCUGGCAUAUUUUACAUAACUAAUAAAGGUGCAAGGAGCACUGUGUUUCUUAAAGAAGCUUAUGAUGGGCUGAAUUUGAUAAACAAAUGUCCCCUUUUGUUGUUUAACGAUAAAUUUGUAGCACUUAGCGGUAGGAGAGAGAUCAAUUCAUGUAAAACCAUGCAUUCUCCAUAGAUUGUUUCUUGAAAAUGUAAAGUUUUGGUUCUUUUUGUGAUAUUUGUCAUUGCAACUUUCAUGCACUUUAUCUCCCCAAUUUG
This is a messenger RNA of Prunus mume (Japanese apricot), 1397 nucleotides long. Its product is annotated as Ubiquitin carboxyl-terminal hydrolase family protein. Gene Ontology annotation, molecular function: RNA binding. Lineage: Eukaryota; Viridiplantae; Streptophyta; Magnoliopsida; Rosales; Rosaceae. The record is from RefSeq and is a predicted model, not a curated record.